This is a messenger RNA of Nothobranchius furzeri (turquoise killifish), 17023 nucleotides long. Lineage: Eukaryota; Metazoa; Chordata; Actinopteri; Cyprinodontiformes; Nothobranchiidae. The record is from RefSeq and is a predicted model, not a curated record.
GCGGCACAGCUCCAUGAAGCUUGGUUUAUGCUUGACGCAUUCACUUUCCGCUUGGUGAUGCGGCUCGCGGAUAGAACACGCUUCACAACUUGCAGCGUUUAAGUCACUGUGUCUCGUUAUUGGUUCUAUUUAAACCAACGUUGUAAAAUUACUUCUGCCCAGCCCAGAUGUGCUCCCUUGUGCACCCGUGAGCUGUGGUUCCGCUGGCACGCGUCUGACCUCUGACAGAUGCAUUCUGAACUUCAGAUCUUCAGCGCGCUGUCAAUAGCCUGAAUGGGAAUCAUUUCUUGUUAUUUAGUUACAUCCACAAUGUUCUGUGUGUGAGGUUUACAAUGUCAGAACACCUGCAUGAGACAGGUGUUAAUUACAAUCUGCCAGAAUGACUCACCACCUUCAGAUUUCUCCAACACCGUUAAAAAUGAUCAAAUACGGAACAUAUCGGCGUGCGCAGGCCAGAGUGUUGAAGCUCGGCGCAUUGUUAUUAUGAAGUUAGGGCACAUGUGGAGGACACACACACACACACACACAAAUAUACUUGUUUUCAAUUACAUUUAUUGUGCCCACUUACUUUUUCUUUGGCCCACCCACAAAUGAGUUUCUGGCAGCGCUAAUGGUGACACCUGACAGACUUCUCUGAGCUCCGCAGCCAUUACACUUUUCAUCUCGCGCACCCCCUAGCGGCAGCUCGCGCACUUUGGGAAUCCCUGCUCUAGGUUUUGCAGCCGAGGGAGAGCAACUGCAGCGCCUUGCUCCAAAAUCUGCGGCCGCCUUGAUCUCACAAGGUUAUCGUUGCCUACGUAUGCAUGACGUCAGAGCAAGUCGGCGUCAAUUCGGACACAAAUCUAACCGGCAUGCACUGCUCGCCGAUCACCGCUGGUCUAAUCUGCGCAGAACUGGCUCAUCUCCAACACAGGCAACGGCUUGAGUACAGCAAAGCGGAGUUGGUGAUGUACUGCGUUGUAUGGCGGAAGUAUGCGACGACUAGGGAUGAGUACCGAAUUCGGUACUUUUUAAGGUACCGACCGAAUUCCAUAGAACCGACCGAACACCGAUUCACGUCAAUUCAAACGGUGCCUCGUUUCGGUACUGCCAAGACAGUUGCGCAUGCGCAAGAGCGUUAUGUCGCCGGUCCCUGCGAGCCCGUUGUAAACAGAGCAAGCAUGGUAGAAAGAACGCACGCUAAAGCUUGGGUCCACUUCACUAAAUGUGGUGGAUAACUGGGUGAUGAAACUAGCGACAGACAACGAUCUAAGUGAGACAUCCUCAUCUUAAUCUGCUCCAGUAGGUAAAUAAAAUGUUUAAGAUAACGUUACCUUGAUUUGUUAGCUUCCGUUUCGCUAAUGGUGCGUUCGCUUUCUCCUCGGAACUCCGAAUUUCCGACUAGAAGAACAUGAACGCGCUCUAAAGUUUGGCUUUACUUUACUAAAUGCGACGGGUGAUUGGGUGAAGGUAAAACCAGUGACAAUUAUCUAAGUUUGAGGCAUCAUCGUUUUAAUCUGCUCCAGCAGCGAAAUAAACUGUUAAAGAUAACGUUAGCUUGAUAUGUUAGCUUCCAUUGCCACCAUUGUUAUCAGCUAAUGGUGCGUUCGCUUUCUCCUCGGAAAUUCUAACUUCCCAGUAGGAAAAAUCAAAUGAAAAAGGACGGCAAAAGGAAUGAAGAUACACAGUAAAUUUAGUUCACAGUAAAGAUGUUUGCUUCAGUUUAAUUAUCAGCUUAUAAAACUACAAGGACGAUGUUAAAAUACAAACUUGUAUGUUAUUUAUCGUGAUAUUUAUCAAAUAUGGUUAUAUAUUGAGAAAAAUAUCUAUUUAAUUAUAAAAGAGAAUUAAAAUAAUAAACACUCAAAAGUAUCGAAAAUUGGUACCGUUAAGUACCGGUAUCGACUCGUAGGUACCGGGAAUUAGUACCGGAUCGAUUCAAAUGUCAAAGGUACCCAUCCCUAGCGACGGCAAAAUCAUGUUUUGUUGAGGGAACAAACAAAUUAAAACUUGAAUACGUUAUUAUGUUUGUGAAUGUGUACAAAAUAAAGGUUUAUUACAUUUAAAAUGGUUCAGUUGUUAUUUUGACUCAUUUUGGCAGCUGACCAGCGGGGCCGAUAGAUUCUUGGCAGGGCCGGUAAAUAUUCAGAGUUACCGGCCCAGCUGGCUGGUUGGUUUUGAAGUUAAUGUCCACCCCUGUACAUUAUGAUGUCACAAUGUUGUGAGUGUGUGUAUUUGUCAUCGACAUUAACAUAUGUACAAUGAGUUUCCAUAGGCUCCAAUAACAAGUUUUUGUACUAAAAUGGGAGGUGGCCACCACCGCCAUUUUGACCGUGUCACCGGUUCCGUCAAGGCCAGACAAUUCCAUAAAAGGGAAGAGAGGAGGAGCUGAGGGUGGGGCUGCAAGGCUGGGAUCAACUCAAAAUCUCGGAGCAGUUUCCAAGCCAGGCCGAGUCUCAGACUGAGGCUUUUCCACGGAGCUAGCUCUGUGGUCACGUGUGUCGGAUGCUCAUUAAUUAUACAGAAUUUUAGUCUUUAAAUACACUUAAACAGAAGAGUGAGAAAAAAAUUCACCCCCUCAGAGUUGUCAUGAGUGUAAACUAGAUCAUUUAAACCAAAAACAUGUUUUGGUACCAGGCUGUAAACAUGUUUAUUUCUGCUGUGAAAUUGGUAUUUUUUAACAUGGGAGUCAAUGAGGAUUUGCUCGCUUCUGACUCCAGCCCCUAGUGGAUGAGGGUGGAACUGCAAUUUUUGGUACUUCCGGGUUGGGACCGAUUUUAGAGCCGCAUUGUGGGGGCUUGGUAUUUGUUUGUGGCUCCACCCUGUCGGUGUGCUAGGCAACAGCAUUUGUUGCAUUUUUCAAACAGGAAGUGGGAGUUGAGUAAGAACCUGGUCAUGGGUGACUUGCUUUUUAAAAUUUAGGAUUGUUUUUACAAUUAUACAAGUUUAGCAAAUUGAUGGUUGCAUAAGAUUCUAAAAGGUGUGAGUGAGUGAGUGAGUCUAAUUCUGUCUUUACUGAGUACAGACACAUGAUAACAUAGAAAUCCAUAGUGUUUGUGUUGCUUUUCUAAUAGUGCUGUCAUGUAUUUUAUGUUUCAAACAGCAUUCGCUAUGCCUGGCAAAGAGUCCAAACGCAAGGCGGAUGCUGCUAAGCGCAGCAAUCGUCCAGCUCCGCCUAUUCGUAUCGGGAUUCCAACGCACAGCAAUGAUGAUGUUAAUUUUUCUGGAACUGGCUUUCGUCAUCGAGUUCGUCGUUGGCCGACCAGUGUGAUUUCUAACAAAGCUCACAAGCUGGUCCUUCCAGAUGAGAUUCCUGACAAGAAAUUCAUCCUACUUGUUGGGGACUCCCACUUGAGGUCCGUGGCAGACGGCAUAGUCCCUAUGCCGGUUGGCGGCCUCGCUUUUGGUGUGAUGUCCACUCCAGGAGCUUGUGCAGAUCUUCUGCGCCUUGAGGUUUCACAGGCUGUGUUACCUCGGGAGCCUGAUGCUGUUUGCGUCAUGGCUCCUUCUAACAACCUUACGGCCAGCAGAACAGUUGAAGAGGCAGGGGAUGCAUUUGAGCGGUACCUUUUGGCUGUUCUCAGUCGCUGGCCUAAGGUUUUCUGUACCUCCAUGAUUCCCCGUUUAGUUGGUUCCUGGGAGCGUCAAGACCUGUUUCAGCAGGAGUACCACCGCAGAUCGGCUAAGCUAGGUGUAAGUUAUGUGCCGAUCCACGAUCACCUACCCAGGUACCGUCUUAAACUGUGGUGCCGUGAUGGUAUCCACCUCAGUGAUAAUCACGGGAUGCCUAUACUCACGCAACUGAUGUGGAAUGCCUCCUAUCAGUUCUUGGAGACACACGCACCAAAGCCACUGGUGCAGCACCAGGUGUCUCGUCCGCAGAAAGCGAGUAUUGUGCCCCGUGUGGUUGUGAAGGGUGUGGAACGCAUUCCACCUCCACGCCCUUCCGAAUGGACGUUUGUGAGACCUAGCGGGAAGAGAAACCAUUCAGGGGAAUUUGAAAAGACUUCUAAUUCCCCCAAGAAACGAGUGGUUGUUUCUAAGACUGAUGACACUUCAGUGGCCUUGAAGGAGUGUUUCAUCCUGAAUCCCGUUAGGUUCUCACCUUCAAUUCUGGCUGCCAUGGACACGAUUGCUCCAGCGGAUGGUCCCACAGAAUUACAGACUACAUCUGUGCGACAUUUUAAGAAAGCAGCUAGGCGUGUCCAGCAGGAGGUUGCAUCCACACCUUGCAUAAAUCCUCUUGCAGACGUGGAGUCUGUUCGGUCUAGGAAGGAGGUGUUGGACUGUGACCAGCUGCCUUCACCCCACCAUCAGGAGGCAUCUGGUUGUCCGGGGUCUGUCUCUGGGUCUGUUGCUGCCCAUGCUGUGAUGCUUCCUUCUGGCCAUCACGCGCAUGCAUCACCCAGAGGUCAGUCUGCUAACACCCCUUCUUGCGUGCGUUCACAGGUUUUGCUGUCGUCUCUAGUUCCAGAGACAACUGUUCAAAAUCCUGUUGUAAAUAAUUUUGAUGAAGAUAAAACAAUUUUACACAACGAUGAUACAAUUUUAGACUCUGUCCUAGGAUCAUUUCAUCAGGGCGAUGGGCGUUUUAAAUAUGGGGGAGUUCAGUGUGCAGCUAUUACUGUUGUUGCUUUAACAAAGCACAAACAGAAGAGUGUUUUCUCUUGGGAUUUUGCCGUGUUGGAUAACGUUGUUGAGUUAGGAGAUGAGCUGUACACAGAUUUGCGCGACAACAAGAAGAUUAGAGGUGGACAUGAGUUUCUCUCUGUUCCAGACUUGCCAAAGGAAAUUGACAUGGAAGAACAGAGUUUUAAGCUUGUUUACGGGGAUUUCGUUUUAGGAGAUGUAGAUGUAGCUGAAGGCGAGUUAAUAGAUGCUGGUGUGUACACUCCUCUCCUGGAUGGAUUGAAGAAGAUGUGCACACAGCAUGAAACUUGCAUUAUGACAUUAAGUGGCAAUACUUGUGCUAUCAUUUGUGAUAAUGGACGUUAUGCUGUAGUAGAUUCCCAUGCACGCUCCGCAGACGGCAUGGUAGACCCGACAGGACAGAGUGUAGUUCUGUACUUUGCGAACCUUGAUAAUGUUUUUCAACAUUUUCAGAGGUUUGCUAGUGAACUGGUGGGAUCUCAGAGGUUAUUUGAGAUCACUGGAGUGGAUAUUGUUCAGAUGGACACAUUUAAAAAUGUAUCUGAACAAACAGAUGACAUUGACAUAAACCCUGUUAUUUUUGUUAGUGAUGCUAGUACUAAAGAUUUUCAUUUCAGUCCCGUUUCUACAGACGUGUCACAGGCGUUGAGUAAAUGUCUGAAUGUGAAGUCUGCGAUGGUUGAAUCAUCUCCUGUUCCUUCAUGUAGCACAAGUGUGGUUAACGUUGAUGAUGACAACAGUAUUGUAAACAAUGAUACAAUUUUAAGCUCACUUACAGGAUCAUUUAAUCAGAGCGAUGGGCGUUUUAAAUAUGGCGGCGUUCAGUGUGCAGCAAUAAGUCUUGUUGCUUUAACUAAGCACAACAUACAAAGUGUUUUUUCAUGGGAUUUUGCCAUGUUAGACAAUGUUGUUGUUUUGGGCGAUGAGCUGUACACAUAUUUACGCGACAGUGAUCUAAUAAGUGCUGGGAAUGUGUUUCUUUCUGUCCCAGAAUUGCCAAAGGAAAUCGUUAUGGGCAAACAGACUUUUAAGUUGAAUUAUGGGGAUUUUGUUUGUGGAAAUGUAGAUAUCGUUGAAGGUGAACUUAUAAAUGCUGGAGUGUACACUAGUCUUUGGGAUGGUUUGAAUAAGAUGUGUACACAAUAUGAAACAUGUUUUUUUACACUUGGAGACAAUACUUGCGCUUUACUUAGUGAAGAUGGACAUUAUGCUAUUGUUGAUUCACAUGCUCGUUCUGCAGAUGGAAUGGUUGACCCAAACGGUAAAAGUGUAAUUCUAUACUUUAGUAGUCUUGACAAUGUUUUUAGAUAUAUUCAGAGGUUUGCCAGUAAAUUAAAUGGAACUCAGAAGUUGUUUGAGAUCAGUGGAGUUAACAUUGUUCAGAUGGACACAUUGAAAAAUGUUUCUGAACAAACAAGGUUGCCUCCAACAACAGGAAAGGAGGUUAGACGUGAAGAGUCAUUUCCACUCUCGGAACCAAAAAAGUUACAGACAGAUGACACCGACAUAAACCCUGUUGUUUUUGUUAGUGAUGUUAGCACUAAAGAUUUUCAUUUCAAUCCCAUUUCUAGGGACGUGUCUCAGGUGUUGAGUAAACGUCUGAAUGUGAAGUCGGCAAUGGUUGAUGAAUCAUCUCGUGUGAUUGGUGAAUUGGGUGUACCAUGCAUGAAUAAAUCAAUAGUGGCAGAUGGAAACUGUUUUUUUAGAGCACUUAGUCAAGCUGUUUCUAGCACCCAGGAAUAUCAUAGAAAAAUCCGUCUUGCUUUGGUCAAUCAGUUAAAAAAGAAUCCUCAAAUGUAUCAAACCAUUUUAAGAAGUGAGUAUUCCUCGGUUUCGCAGUACCUCACCUCAUCCAGGAUGCAGUACGUUGGCAGUUGGGCAACUGAAGUGGAAAUUCAAGCUGCUGCUGAUUAUUUUGGCAUUAACAUAUUUACUUACUGUAAUGAUAAAUGGCUUAAAUAUACAUCCAACAGCAUCUUUUCACAGCAGGCUGUUUAUUUGGAGAAUAGUAAUGGUAACCAUUAUGAGACAGUGGUUUGUGUAAAACAACCUAACACAGGAACUUGUUAUGGUUAUUGUGGCCCUGUAAAUAGUAUUUCUGGUAGAUACAAUACUCGACAUGCCCCUACAGAACAUUUAAAAUGUUCAGUAGAAACUGUCACACUUGAGCCGAGUUCCAUAGAUACAGAUGGUGUUAGUGUUGUUCAUUCAAAUACUUUAUUUACUCCUCUGUCUGCAGAUUUUUGUAAAACUCUGUGUAAUCGGUUGAAAAUAGAUUUUGAGAAACACAAUUCUCAAGAAUCCACAUCAGGUGGGCCUUUAGGAAAUGUGUGUAAGACAGAACAUAUUAUUGAAGAUGGUAACAGCUUUUUUAGAGCUGUAGCUCAUGUAAUUAGUGGGUCACAGAAGGGCCAUCGUAAGAUCAGACUCGCUGUUGUUUCUUAUAUGUCCAAAAAUGCUGAAGAGUGUGAGAAGUUUCUGGGAAAAGAACAUGCUUCUGUGUCAGAAUACAUAAAAAAGUCACAGAUGAAUUAUGUCGGUCACUGUGCUACAGAAGUAGAAUUUAGAACUACAGCCAGUGUUUUAGGAUUACCCAUAUUUAUCAACAAUGGCACAGAGUGGGUCAAAUAUAGUUCUCAAACUGGUAAUUUUGUCACUGAGGGACUAUAUUUGUCAAACUGUAAUAAUCAUUUUGAGCCCGUUCUUUGCAUAAGACUGGGUAAUAAAGAAACAUGUUUUGGGUUUUGUAAAGUUGAUUCUUUGUCAGACAACGUAAACAAAUGCAGAAGGUCAACUAUGAUGCAGUUAAAUGCUGACCCAAACAUGGAAAAGAUGAAAACGAGGAAGAGUUUUUCCAGAUAUUUAAAGCAAAAUAAGGCUUAUGCAGAAGCCUCUAAUUAUAAAAUGGUAAGUGCAGUUAAAGACAAAAUAAAAAGUCAGAAGAAAAAUGCAUACAAGCAAAAUGUUGCUUACAGAAUGAAAAAGAUCAGCACAACCAAAUUUAAAUACAAAUUUCUUCUUGCACAUAAAGAGAAAGUUAAACAUAAGGCCAAACAUAGGUCCAUUUUCAACUAUCAUCAUAACUUGGCUCAUCGAGAAAAGCUUAAACAGAUGAGUGUGUAUAAGUACCAUCAGAAUUUGGCUCAUCGAGAGAAGCUUAAACAGAUGAGUGUGUAUAAGUACCAUCAGAAUUUGGCUCAUCGAGAGAAGCUUAAACAGAUGAGUGUGUAUAAGUACCAUCAGAAUUUGGCUCAUCGAGAGAAGCUUAAACAGAUGAGUGUGUAUAAGUACCAUCAGAAUUUGGCUCAUCGUGACAAAAAGAAAAAAAUGAGUAAAAAGAAAUACCUUAAUAUUGAGCAUAAAACAUGUUUAAUAGAAAGUAUCCAGCAUAAAAGAAAGCUGAUUAAAGUAAAUUCACAAAACUUUAAUUUUGUUGUAGAUCAAUUUUUAGAGAAGGUGAAAGAUGGACCUGAUUUUGUGUGUUGUGUCUGCUCACGGUUGUUGUUUAGACAUCAGGUCUUAAAUUGUAAUCAAGAAUACUAUAGAAAAACCAAAGAAAUGUCACUUAUAGCAGAUAAAUGUAUAAGUGACAAUCAUCUACACAAAUGCAAUGAUGCCUGUAGAUUACCUUGCAAAUUGAAUGUAUGUAGAAAUAAAUUGAUAAUCUGUUACACGUGUCAUUAUAAAAUUAGUAAAUGUCAGAUACCCCCAGAAAGUUCAAUCAACAAGCUGACUGUUGAUCCCAUCCCACCUCAACUGGCAUGUUUAAAUACAUUAGAGCAACAUUUAAUAGCGAUGAAUAUACCCUUUAUGAAAAUGUUGGCUCUGCCCAAAGGUGGUCAGAAUGGGAUUCAUGGUCCUGUCACUUGUGUACCUGCAAAUAUAGUGGAAACGUGCAGUUUGUUACCACGUACCAACAUGGAGGGGUCUUUAUUACCUGUAAAGUUAAAACGUAAAUUGACAUAUAAAGGACACUAUGAUUAUCAGUAUGUUGACACACAGCAUGUUCAGGAAGCUCUUCAGUAUUUAAAACGUCAUAAUUUGCAUUAUAAAGAUGUAGAGUUCAAUGAGUCUUGGAUUAACACAUUUACUCAGGAAGAUGAGUCGUCUGUCCUGCAAGAAGAUAGUGGUUCUGGUAAAGAUGAAGAUACUUGCAUAGAUGGAGAAGAUGAGUUAUUGCAUGACAGACAACAGCACUGUAUGUUUCAGGACACCUGUCUCAUGCCAGUAGAUAUAGGACAAGAAGCAUUGGAUCAGUAUGUGGAUAACAUAUUAAAUGUAGCUCCAGGUGAAGGUAACAAUCCAGUGAAAUUGCUUUCAGAUUUUACAAAUGAAGCAAAAAGUUUUCCCGUCUUGUUUCCUUCAGGAUCGAAUACUUACUAUGAAAGCAGACAAUUUCGUUUGACUCUGAAUCGGUAUUUCAACAACAGGCUUCUUCAUGUCGAUGGUCGAUUUGCUAACAAUGUAGAAUAUAUAUUUUUUGCACAGUACAUGUCUGAACUAGAGCAAGUUGUGUCCAAAGUUUCUAUAGCUUUGCGUAAAGGUAAAAGCGGUGAAUCUCAGAAGUUGGGUAAUUUGAUACAGGAUCAGGAUUCUUUAAAUAAGCUGUUAGAGUUUGAUGAUGGCUACCGGUUUCUUAAACCAAUUCGCGGCACACCUGCUUUUUGGCAAUCUGCUCAGCGAGACCUCCUGGCUUGUGUAAAAAUGUUGGGCAAACCUACUUGGUUCGCAUCAUUUUCGUCGGCAGAUUUGAGGUGGACUAACCUUCUUUAUAGUAUUUUGAAACAGGAAGGCAGAACAGAGACAGUGGAACAGCUGGAGUGGGCUGAUAAAUGUGACCUCCUACGUAGGAAUCCAGUAACUGCUGCCCGAAUGUUUGAUUUUAGAUGGCAUGUCUUCUUAAGGGAAGUGCUAAUGUCUCCUGCCAAUCCCAUUGGUAAAAUAGAAGAUUAUUAUUAUCGUGUUGAGUUCCAGCAGCGUGGUUCUCCUCACUGUCAUUGCCUUUUCUGGGUUUCUGGUGCUCCCAUUUUAGAUAAGAACACAGAUGAGGAGGUCAUUGCAUUUGUUGAUGAAUAUGUCACAUGUGAACUUCCUUCUGAAGACGAUUCACUACAUGAAGUCGUCUCAUCUGUCCAGCAGCACUCCAAACGGCAUUCAAAGACUUGUAGAAAGAAAAAAACUGUUUGUCGUUUUAAUUUUCCACGGCCUGCAUCUGUUAGAACUUUUAUUAGUCGUGGUGAAAAGUAUCAAGAUGCAGUGAAGACUUGCAAGUGUGAUAAAACAGAUAGCACUGUACAGUGUGCCUGUGCGUCUCAAGAUAAAGCUCGUAAACAAGAAAUGGACAAAGAAGUAGCAAGUGCCAUUUUAACUAAAGUAAAGACUGCUAUUUCUAGUGAAGACUGUCCAUAUAACAGUGUAGAAGGUCUGUUUCAGGGCCUGGGUAUCAGUCAGGAACUAUUUGAGAUGGCAUAUAAACGAUUUUGUCGAAAUACACAUGUUGUUUUGAAAAGGGAAGUUAAUGAAAUCUGGAUUAAUCAGUAUAGCAAGUUGCUGUUAAAAGCUUGGAAUGCUAAUCUUGAUAUCCAGUAUUGCGUCGAUGCUUAUGCAUGCUGUGUAUACAUAAUAUCUUACAUGUCUAAAAGUGAACGGGAAAUUGGCCUUCUGCUUGCUAAUUCUCAAAGAGAAGCAGCCAAAGAUGGUAAUCUUAGUGCUAAAGAGGCCUUGAAGACUCUUGGUAAUGUUUAUCUUCAUAAUCGAGAUGUUUGUGCGCAGGAAGCAGUCUACAGGCUAACUAACAUGCAUCUAAAGGAGUGUUCUAGGAAAGUUGUGUUUGUUCCCACUGGUGAUAAUAUAGUGAAAAUGAGUUUGCCUAUUUCUGUUUUGAGGCAAAAAGCAGCAUCACAGGAUCUUACUUCAGAUGACAUGUGGAUGACCGGAUUAGUUGAUCGUUAUAAGAAGAGGCCAAAUGAUGAUGUGUUCAAUGAUAUGUGCCUGGCUACGUUUGCAUCAGAAUAUCGUGUUUUGAGUAAAAACGAAAAAUGUAGAAACCCUAUAAAGUUAAGUAAUGAUUUAGGAUUUGUUACAAAAAGAACUCGGACUAAACCAGCGGUUGUUCGUUACGCGCGUUUCUCUGAAACCAAAGACUCGGAGAAAUUUUUUCAAAGCAUGUUGCAGUUGUUUUUACCGUACCGCCAUGAUAGUCAACUUAAGCUUAACUGUGAAACUUUUGAGGAAUUUUACAGAACUGGUUUAAUUAGAUUUUUUGAUAGAACAAACCACUCGGUAAAGGCUGUUGUAGAUUUAAAUCGGAGUAAAUUUGAGUUAGAAUCUGAUCAUUUGGAUGCUGUGAAUAAUAUAGUCGGUGAUGUAAUGUUAGAAGAUGCAUGGUGUGAGUUGUGUCCGGCAGUUGAAAUGGAACGUUUAGAGUGUGUUGAAAUACUGAAAGAAUCAGAACCGACAGUAAGUGACGAGGCAGAAGUAAUCCCAGAUUUGGCUCCAUGUUCAAACCAAACUGCACAUUUAGAGAAGAGAAACACGAUGCGUAGAGGUGAAGGUCUGGCAUUGAUUAGGUCUUUAAAUGAAAAACAGUUUUCUGUUUUUAAUCAAAUCAGGCAGUGGUGUGUAGAUAAAGUUAAUGGUAAUAACCCUGAACCACUGCAUGUUUUUGUUACAGGUGGGGCAGGCGUUGGGAAAAGUCAUUUAAUUCGAGCAAUCGAGUAUGAAACACAGAGAUUACUGUCACCAAGCUGUAGACAUCCUGAUAAUGCAUGUGUAGUAUUGACAGCUCCUACUGGGAUUGCAGCAUAUAAUUUAGGUGCAACAACAAUCCACACUACACUGUCUAUAGGAAAGGAUGUGCGCUUACCGUACACUCCUCUGGGUGAAGAAAAACUAAAUUCUUUACGUACAAAAUAUUGUGAUUUGCAGCUUCUUAUUAUUGAUGAAAUAUCAAUGGUCGAUCAUAACCUGUUGUCCUAUGUUCAUGGUAGAUUACGUCAGAUUAAACAAACGGGUGACUUUUCACCUUUUGGAAAUGUCAGUGUAGUGGCUGUUGGAGAUUUCUUCCAGCUACCUCCUGUUAAAGGGAAGCCACUCUAUUCUGAUGGUGUAGGUAGCAACUUAUGGUCAAGCCUAUUUAAAGUUGUACAGUUAACUGAAGUCGUUAGACAGAAAGAUGCUGUGUUUUCUGGACUGCUAAAUAGAAUCAGAACUCAUACAAAAGGUACACCAUUGUUACCUGAGGAUUUAAAGGUUUUAAAAACUUGUGAAACAGGUGAGGCAAGCUCAGCAUUGCACAUAUUUGCAACAAAUAAUCAAGUAAAUAAUCACAACAUCCAUCAGUUAUGUCACGUUUGUCCUGAUUACAUAUCAAUUACAGCCAAAGAUUAUGUUAAUGAUAAAAGAACAGGCAAACUGAAGUUGUUGGAAGGGAAUCAUGCCAGAGCUUCUAAUACUAACUUGUCAGAAGUGUUACAGUUGGGUAAGGGUGCGCGUGUAAUGUUGUGUAAAAAUGUGGAUGUCAUUGACGGUUUAGUAAACGGAAUUUGUGGUACGUUGACGGAAAUUGUAAUUUUAGAAAAUGACACCUUUCCUAAGAAAGUUUAUGUUCAGUUUGAUGACCAUCGUGUCGGCUUGCAGAGGAGGAAAACCUCCCAGUCUCUGUCAGCAAAUUUAGCUGGAUCUACACCUAUUGAACCCGAGGAGGAAAGAGCCACUGUUAAAGGUGGAUUACGUCGACAAUUUCCUCUUAAAUUAGCUUGGGCGGUUACGGUUCAUAAAGUUCAGGGACUCACUCUUGAAAACGCCGUUGUUAGUUUUAGGAAAAUAUUUGCACCAGGUCAAGCAUAUGUAGCACUUAGCCGUGUAACAAGUCUUUCAGGACUCACAAUUCAGGACUUUGAUGAAAAACGAAUCUAUUGUAAAGAUGACAUUACAGUUGCAGUUAGUAAAAUGACCCCUUUUUUGACUCCAAACUCACAGUUCGACAGAUUUAACUCUUCUGCAUUCACUGUGUUUUUAAUGAAUGUCCAAAGUCUGAAUCGACACGUUAAAGACUUAGCUUUCUGCACACAGCAUUUGCAACCUAAUUGCAUUGCUGUCACAGAAACAUGGGUAUCUACAGACAGAUCAGAUGCAGUAAAGAUUGAUGGCUAUAGUUUUUACAACUGCCCACGAGGUUUAGCUUAUUCUAGUACUCAUGAGUCUUUGAUUGCUUUUCAAGAACAACAACAUGGUGGUGUUGGCUUUUAUACUGCAGAUGGUGUGGCAUUUAAAAUGUUGCAGGCUCCAGACGUCAACUUGGAGAGUUUAGUGUAUAGCUUUGUUAACUUACACAUAGUACUUGGACUCAUUUAUCGACCUCCUCUUUAUCCCCUUUCUUUGCUUAAAGUAAAUUUAACAAAGUUGCUUGAUUGGCUGGAGGUACAAAGUGAGACAUUAGUACUAAUGGGAGAUUUUAAUGAUGACAUUUUAAAAUCAUCAACAAUAUUAAAACUUUUGACUGACAGAGGCUAUGCCCAAAUAGUCAAACAGCCAACAACCGAGAAAGGCACUUUAAUAGAUCAUGUCUAUGUAAAAUCCAACAAGUAUAUAACAGAAGCAUCUGUUAUUCCAACAUAUUUUAGUGAUCAUCAGGGCAUCAUGUGUGCUUUGACACGGCUUUAGUUUACCUCAAAAACAGCUUUGAUUUGAUCAACACCUAACUGCAGAAUUUGUAAUGUAAAGAGGUGUGUGUGUGUGUGUGUGUGUGUGUGUGUGUGUGUGUGUGUGUGUGUGUGUGUGUGUGUGUGAUCAAUUUUAGCUUUAACAUUUACUAAUAUUUUACCUUUCCUUACAUGAGCUAUCUCUACUGAGAGCAAAAUCAAUUUCGUUGUACACCUAUGCAAUGACAAUAGAACUUGUAUAUAUAUAUCAUACAUAUAGUCUGUCAGAACUUUUCUAUAUGAAAUAUAUUGGAUGUAUUGUUUUUAAGCAGUGUACAUGUUUCGAUGCCGUUGAGAGGUUGUGUACACUCAGGACAACUUCGCUGCCGCGUUCCAUGUGUGAGAGCAGGGGUUGCAGGACAAUGUGCGCACAGGAGUGUAGCAAGAUUUUUAAACUGUGGGUGCUGAAAUUUCUCUGAUGCAUAUAGGUGAGAAGUGUUACAUUCGCAAAAUAUUUAGCUGUCAUGAGAGCAACAAAGGGGGUAAUAACGCGCGGAACGUUUUGGUGUCGUGCAUUUGUCAUGGCACUAGAAUUUCGGGAGUGGUGCAGCACCACGCCUAUGUAGGAAAAACCACUAACUGCUGCUGUAUGCUUCACCAUUUCUGUGAUUUCAAUUUUCAUGUCCCCUACUGACCUAGUCAAAAUAACAUUGAGCCAUUUCCCACCUUCUCUCAGCUCUAGAAUGCUCUUUCCCCUUGUCCUCUGCAUUAAUCUCUCACCCACUUUUUAAUCAAAACUAAAAACAUAUCUGUCCAGAUCAGCAAUUAAUACACUAAUUUUAUUGUUGUAAUGUGUGUGAGUGUGUGUGUGUGUGUGUGUGUGUAUUUCAUCUUCUUUGUUGCAAAAUGUGUAGGAUGUAUUGGAAAGCUUUUAAACGUCUUUUUUAACAUCAAAAUUAAAUGUGUUUAAAAGCUUUCUAAAGGUUUCGUUUCCUGCAUUAAGAUGGUAUUUAUUGAAAUUAAACUGAAAACCUUUAGUACAAUUGGCCUCUCAUUCAUCACUACUAAACGAUGUAACAAUUCAACACCAAAUUAUGCAUAAUGUUAAAAAUUAAACUGGUGAAUUUCAUGCUGUUUUAAUGCAGGGUUUGCUUUACCUGGUAAAAUGCACAAAAAAGCAAAGGCAAUGGUCUGGUCUCCCAAUUGUGGGACAGGGUUCAAAUCCCUGUGUUGCCCUGCUAAUUGUGUUGAUCACUGGAAAAAACUAUUAUUAAAAAAGGCAAAAAACAAUAAACUUUAAGUUUAAAAUCUUACUUGCUGCAAUUCACCCUAGAACUAAACACAUUUUGAUUUCAAGGACAACUGAUAAGAUCACACCCAUGGGCAUUUCUAGCGUGCUUUUGUGAGUACUGAAGCACCCCUAAAUUCAUCUCUAGCACCCCUAAAGUUUAACAUUUAUUUAUUUAUUUUUACAAUUUAUGGUGAUUUUUAAACACAUAUCUAAAACAAUUGGACAAAACAUUGUUUUACAAACAAUAAUAUAGCAAAUCUCCCCUGUCUCAAAAAUGGUUUGAUCGUGCUCACCUUUCCAGCCUCUACUCUGAGCCUUCCUGAGUGGCUGACAUGCCAUUAGGAACCACGUUUCUUUCUGUGGGACAGUCCUGAAUUUACAUUAUUUUUCACAGGUCUUUGAAUCUUGCAUAAACUGAUUGUGAGGCGAAAACCGCAGCUGUCAAUCAAACUAGAAGGUGGGACUUUGACGCAGGUCUGGCCACUCACGAACCUCCAUACCAAAUGGUAACGUCAGAGUGAUCCAGGACUCAUGGGAGAUGAGCGCAGUGGAGAAAUGCUGUUACAAUAAAGGCUGAAGGGUUAAACUUGCUCAGGUUCUUCAGUAAUCACACAGGCUGGUGCUGAAGAAGCCCAAUAAUAAGCUAACACAGACAAGGUACUUGUGUUCUUUCAUAGCCAAACCCUUUUGAAUAGCAUUUAACAGUUGAAAAAUCUAAUUAAAUCCUUGAUUAUUUCUUCAGACAUGUCUGAGGGAAAAAAAUCAGAACAUUAAAUUUAAAUCUUAACUUAUGUCAGAGAUCAAAGUCACUAAUUGUUGUUUUCUCUCCUCUAAAUUUCUACUGUAAGAGACUAUUUGUCAUUUUUGCUAAGCUACCAUUCUGUUUUAGUUGUUUAAAUUCUGGGGAAAAAAGACAAUUUAUCAAAAAAGUUUGGAUUUAUUUCAAUGGGAUGUUGAUAUUAGUGGAAAAUUGUGAAACAAUCAAAUCAUGCAUAUGUCAUAAAAAGCAAACAAUGUUUAAGGAAAUGGUGCCAUAGUGAUUUAACUUGCUGAGCUAGUAAAAACAUUUCCAGUGUUGUGUAAUAAAAUACAACAAGUUUGGCAUGUUUGUGACUUUAUUUGUUGAUGUUGUUCAAGUUUUAAUUCAUCUAGAUGUUGCUGUCUUUAAUUCACGUAAAAUCUCUUUGAGCUGUUAUUGAGCGAAUCAAAAUCAAUGUGGUGUAAAUUGGUGUGAAUCACACUGUAUUAUUUAUCUAAAGCCAAUUGUCUGUACAAAUUAUUACACUUUUAAAAGUUUGUAGGUAGCACUCUAGAGAAAAUGGAUCACAUGCUUUAACAAUUUUCACAUAGUUCAGUUAGAGGCUGCAUUUAUAGGCGCUUACCAACUGCAUAAGUUCCUAGAACCAUCCCUCCAGUAAGAACAUUUUCACAUUGCAUUCGCACAGCACUCAGAAACGUCUCACUACUAGGGCAUACUCUAUCUUUACCACACUGGUGAUGUGAUGUUCAGUCUCGGGCAAGUCGGAGGCUGUUUGUGGAAGUUACAGUCAAACGUAAGGUCACAGCGUCAUGCCAGAAAUCGCCAUGCCCCUGCCUUUCUGAAAAGCUAUCAGAUCUGAAUGGUCAUUACAACAUCAGGAAGACAGUACAUGACCUUAGUGUCAUCUUGACUAAAUUAGAGGGAACAAAUAUGGGCAUUUCACCAUAAAACAGUUGACUUCCUGUAGUCAGGGGGCGGGGCUUAGGUGAUGUCAGCUGUCCACAUUGUCACUGUCUUCAGAUGUGGUCAGUGAUCACACAGACAAAGUAUGAAAUUGAUCUGAUCAUGCACAUGGGAGUUAAGUCAAAUAAGGUAAUGGCGACUGGUCAAAGUUUGAGGCUUAGCCACGCCCACACCUUUAUACUUAUUUAAAAUCCGACGGUUGAAUUUUUUCCUCUAUGUCUUAAGAGUAUAUAGCAGAGGUUUGAAGGUGAUCGGUGGAAAGGGCGAGGAGAUAUCAUUCUCCUAAUAACGUGUGCGAAAACCACUAAAUUGAGUACUUGGACCAAAAUGGCCGACCUCCUGUGCGACAUUGUGCUUGGCUCCAAGAGACUUUUUUGUAGGUCCUGGUGCACUACAUUAGUGUGCCAAAUUUUGUGAUCCUCAGUCAAAGCAUGGCUUGGGGCUGACUGUUUUAAUGGUCCUAGGGGGCGCUGUUUCAGAAAAUAGGCCACGCCCACAAACUUCAGCUGUCCAAUUCUAUUAGGGGUCAGAGUAGGAUCACUCAUCAGAACUUGUAUGGCGAUGUCACAAUGACUGAAGAAAUGAGAGACAAACGUAUUUCCAUGUCGUGAUGGCGAAUUUCGCCAUUCUCCCAAAGCCCCGCCUUUAUUCGAAACCUGCCAGUACUAUAGACCAAGUGACCUCAACUUGUCUGCUGCUAUUCGCCACUGUUUGGUGGUGAUUGGUUAAAAGGAGUCC